Messenger RNA from Cygnus atratus (black swan), 1933 nucleotides. RefSeq names its product HEN methyltransferase 1 (gene HENMT1). The record is from RefSeq and is a predicted model, not a curated record. The transcript is spliced from 6 exons. Lineage: Eukaryota; Metazoa; Chordata; Aves; Anseriformes; Anatidae. The coding region runs from base 24 to 1160 and encodes 378 amino acids. Gene Ontology annotation, molecular function: RNA methyltransferase activity; O-methyltransferase activity. Gene Ontology annotation, biological process: RNA methylation; siRNA processing; piRNA processing. Gene Ontology annotation, cellular component: nucleus; cytoplasm.
UAUUUUAGACUUACCAAAAUACAAUGGAUAAGAACUUUCAAGAAGAACAGUGUACUGGUGUGAUCAAAUUCACACCACCACUGUACAAACAACGUUACCAGUUUGUUAAAGACUUAGUGGGAAAAUACAAACCUAAGAAGGUGGCAGAUCUAGGAUGCGCAGACUGUACACUUCUCUGGAUGCUGAAAUCCUACAAUUGCAUUGAAGUGUUAGCUGGGCUAGAUAUCUGUGCAAGUGUGAUGAAAGAGAAGAUGCAUAGGUUGUAUCCUCUUCCUGGUGAUUAUUUGCAGCCAGCUGAAAGAUCCCUAACAGUUACACUGCAUCACGGCUCAGUUGCUCAUGAAGAUCCCUGCAUGCUUGGUUUUGACUUGGUAACAUGCAUUGAAUUGAUAGAGCACCUGGAAGAAUCAGAGCUAGAGAAGUUUCCUGAAGUGGUGUUUGGUUUCAUGGCUCCAACCAUGGUGGUUAUCAGUACUCCAAAUUCCGAAUUUAACCCCUUGCUUCCAGGAGUGACAAUUUUCAGGCAUCAAGACCACAAAUUUGAAUGGGACCGAGCACAAUUUCAAAGUUGGGCUUUAGAUGCUGCUAAACGCUAUGAUUACUCAGUGGAAUUUACUGGUGUAGGGAACCCCCCAACAGGAAUGGAGGAUGUUGGGUUUUGUACCCAAAUAGCCGUGUUUGUUAAAAAAUAUCCUCAAACCAGUGAACCAGCACAGUCUAAGAAACCCAUUGAAGCAGCGUACAAAACAGUCUUCAAAGCAGUGUAUCCAAGUCUUAAAGAUGAGAAGUACCUGCAGAAUGCAGUGGUCACUGAAGUUAUGUUCACAGCACAUGUCAUUAAGCGAAGUCUGCUGGACCAUUUAGUGUCAGAACAGGAGAACUAUAAUGAUGAUCCUACUGAGAGAAAAUUGCAACUCCAACGUUCAGUGAACUGUUUUUCAGAAGAUCUUGAAACACUGGCUGUUGAAAAAAGCAUGAAGCCACUUACCAAUGGAAGUGUGGUUUAUAUACCUCUAAGAAAAAUAUUUUCUUUUCCCAAAGUGAAUCGACUUUGUGGCACCUUUGAGAAGUUACGCGAGCUUAUUACUGGGAAGGUCACACUGAGCAGUGAUGGUUCUGCUGUGGUGCUCAAUACUGAACAUGAAAACGAAGAGAAUUAGAUCACAGAUUUCUCAUUUAAAGUUAAAUUAAAGUAAUGAAAGCAUUGACUUUAGUAGCUGUAGAAUGGUAUGUUUUGUAUGCUAACUAUAACCACAAAAUCAUUCUUAAACUUCCCAGUUGUGUAUCCCUCAGCACCUCUCUCACUUACUGAUAGAUGAAUGGUUCUGACAAAGAUUCAUAAUCACACUUCAGAUUUUGAGGUGGAGUAUCAGGUGCUAAAGAAGAGUUAACUUCAUGAAGAAAAAUUAAUUGUGUGUUUGCCAUUACUAUGUUGAAGCUAUCAUGACUAGACUCUUCUUGGUAAUCUUUUGCUAGCUUCAAGGACAGUUGAUAACACAGAACUACGUUGUUAUGCUGAAUAAUAGUGUCAGACAUAGAUUUAGGGCAAGGUUGUUUUUUGUUUUGUUUUUAAUAGAAUAAAAUUUAUGAAUGCCUUUUUCAAGAUGAGCAUAUGCCCAGCCUUGGUAAAAACCAAAUGUUAUUCUAGGUAGAUGUCUGUGACAUUCCAGUUUAAAGGUCAGUAAAUUCAACAAUGGCAAAAAGUACAAGGAUGUUGAAUUUAAGGUGACAAAAAAGGGAGAUUUAGCCCUAUUUCUUUAUCCAGUCUCUCGUUAACUGCUGGUUGGGGAAAAUAAUACGCAUCUAGCAACUUUCCAGAAGCUGAAUUUCAGUAAUUUGAAACUGCUAUCUUUGACUGUUCUGUUUUUGAAAAAAUAAAAACCCCAUCAUUGUGAAUGCCAACCUGGACCCAGUUAUGAAAAAAAUCUGCUUU